CAACAUCUGUAGAUGAUGAAGGUGAUUAAAACACCUUGUGGUCCCUGGGGUCAUGUGGCUCAGCAGUCUGCAUGGCAAACACACAACACUCGAGCCCCGCUCCAAGCAUCAGGACCGCUCUCUCCUUCACAUCAGAGGCAUUCAGGAGCACCGGAGCCCUUUGAGGACCUUCGGGGAAUGGCCCCUGAACGUGAUGGCUCCAACACCACCACCACGGCCACCACCAGGGUCCUGACCAACCAGUUCGCGCAGCCUGCGUGGCGCAUUGCGCUCUGGUCCGUGGCAUACAUCACGGUGCUGGUGGUGGCCGUCUUCGGCAACUUGAUCGUAAUUUGGGUCAUUCUUGCGCACAAGCGGAUGAGGACCGUCACCAACUACUGCCUACUGAACCUGGCUUUCUCCGACGCCUCCAUGGCUGCCUUCAACACCCUCAUCAACUUCAUCUACGCGGCCCACGGAGACUGGUACUUUGGAGAGGUCUACUGCAGGUUCCACAACUUCUUCCCGGUCACAGCUGUGUUUGCCAGCAUCUACUCCAUGACCGCGAUAGCCUUGGACAGAUACAUGGCGAUCAUCUACCCUCUGAAGCCUCGUCUGUCUGCCAAGGCCACAUUAGGAGUUAUCUUCUGUAUCUGGACCCUUGCUGUGGUUCUGGCCUUCCCUCUCUGUUACUUCUCCACAACCAGAUCAUUACCAGGCAGGACCUUCUGCUAUGUGGCCUGGCCCCGCAUGGCUGAUGACCCUUUCAUGUAUCACAUCAUAGUUACUGUUCUGGUUUACGUGCUGCCCUUAGCUGUGAUGGGCAUUACUUAUACGAUAAUCGGAUUGUCGCUGUGGGGAAGCGAGGUCCCUGGAGACUCAUCUGAAAACUAUCAUGCACAGCUCCGGGCUAAAAGGAAGGUGGUAAAGAUGAUGAUCAUUGUGGUGGUGACCUUUGCCCUCUGCUGGUUGCCAUAUCAUGUCUACUUCAUUGUGACCGGUCUCGAUAAGAGUCUGAUUAAGUGGAAGUACAUCCAGCAGGUUUAUUUGUCAGUGCUGUGGCUGGCCAUGAGCUCCACCAUGUACAAUCCCAUCAUCUACUGCUGCCUCAACAGCAGGUUCAGGGCUGGCUUCAAGCAGGUCUUCCGCUACUGUCCCUUCGUUCGGAUGUCAAGCUACGACGAGCUGGAGCUCCAAAGCACCAGACUUCGACCGUGUCACCAGAGCAGCAUGUGCACCCUCUCUCGAGUAGACACCAGCAUCCUGAGCAAAAACAAGAGUGUUUGUUCUCGAGGAAACCGGUCCAAGGCAAACUUUGCAGAAUAAUAUAGACAGCUAGACCCCAAUGGGACACCCCCUCGCUAGCUGCUCAGAAGAUUAUGUUUACAUUGUUUUUAACUGAGGCUCCGUGUUUUACGUUUGGUCAGGGGUUUUAUUUAGGAAGUGUUUGAUUCUAUGAUCCCUGCUGACAACUUCUGUUCUUUUUGAAAAUUCUUGCAAUUUUUCCCAGACACUUAAGAGUUUACAAGUUAGCCAAGCCUGGAAAAUGGUUACCAGCAUAUUGUUGCUCCAAUGGUGAGUAAACCACAUAGCAAAAGAAAGAGACUUCAGUUUUUAGUGUUAAGUUUGCCCCCCAACUCAUAAAUAUAGAGGAGCAGUUGCUUCACUUGCUCCAUUGUUCAGGCGCCUUUCCUGUGAAAAGCACCUCCUCGGGAAACAGGAAAUUUACUGAGAGGAUACGUAGGGAGAUUUCAAUAGGCUAUCUGAGAUAACAGUUUGCUUAAAGAAACAUAUUAAUGCUGGUGUUGAGAGCCAGCAGGGAGCUGGUUUUAGAUGGUAGUGGAACCAGUGUGAAAAUGACACACAAAAGCUCACAAAAACACCCGAGGUGCUGUGGAUAAAGACAGAAAUAAGAAAGCAUAACCCUAACUGCAAGCCAAAAUCUCUAUAAACUUUGUUGACAAAACUACAUUUGAUUUUAAAAUAAGCUGUUGAAGGUUUUCUUUAAACCUUUUUCAAAUUAAAUUAUAAUUCAAAAAUUAUUUUGUACUAUAUAUUAACACUUUUGAAGGGAAGUUUACAAAAAUCUAAACACUGAAGAGACGACUCAAGUUUUGAAGCUGGAAGGUGGAUGAAGCUGGAAAGAAAUGUCAGCAGUGAUGUAGGAAGUAAAGAAAACAGACAAAUUGUGAAUUUUAUAGGCAGGGUAUCCUGUUCUGUUACUGUACAUCUGGAGUUCAAGUCAUUUUCAGUUUAGCUUAUCUAUAAAUCACCGUAACAAAUAUUGUGUCAAGGUGUUUUACAAGACAAACUGGUCCAGUUUCCAAUGAGCUUCACUUGUGGAAAUGAAACCUUUAAGCUCAACAUUAUUAAUACGACUGCUAGAUUUAACUUUAGAGUAAUAUUUUAAUUUUACCAACAUGUUUCUUCUCACUGGAAGUAAAAUUAACUCUCUGCAGCCCAGCAAAAGUCCCGACUUGGAUCUUAAAGAGGAUCUGUGAAGGAAGCUAGAGAUUAGGGUGAUGGCUAGGAUGCUUUCCAACCUCAAAGACCUGGAGCUCAUCACCAAUGAUUAAUCACCUUAAUACCAGUGGAAGUAUGCAAAACGCUUGUCAGUAAUUAUUGGAAGGGUUUGACUGCUGUAAGGCCAAUGAAGAUUUUUUGGUUGAUCCUUGGAAUGGGUAUAAAUCAUUUUCCACAUAUAGUUUUUUCUUUAAAAUGCAAAUCAAAGCAGAUAAAUAUUUUUCCCAAAGAAAAUAAUACUUGUGUCUUUUGAGAGAUGCCUGUCUUAUUUCCCCUGAGUGACAACGUCUUGGUUAAAUGAGAAUUAUUUUAAAUGUAAAUUUGCCAGAGAUAUGAAUAAUUUUAGGCUUAACUUUAUUAUGUAUUAACAUGCAAAACACAUGGG
Messenger RNA from Girardinichthys multiradiatus, 2887 nucleotides. Its product is annotated as neuromedin-K receptor-like. The record is from RefSeq and is a predicted model, not a curated record. Bases 13 to 1305 code for a protein of 430 amino acids. The transcript is spliced from 6 exons. Gene Ontology annotation, cellular component: sperm midpiece; plasma membrane. Gene Ontology annotation, molecular function: tachykinin receptor activity. NCBI's taxonomy places the organism in Eukaryota, Metazoa, Chordata, Actinopteri, Cyprinodontiformes, Goodeidae. Gene Ontology annotation, biological process: G protein-coupled receptor signaling pathway; positive regulation of flagellated sperm motility.